GCCCGGAGGGGCCGGGAAUGGCCCGAGCGGAGGCUGCUUAGACUUGCUUUGCGCUCCACCCCGCGCGCGGCUGUGUUGCAGGGCCUGGGAGGCUCGCAGCGAUCCCGAGAUGGCCGGGCAGACGGACAGCGCUGUGAAGUACUACACCCUGGAAGAGAUUCAGAAGCACAAAGAUAGCAGGAGCACCUGGGUGAUUCUGCAUCACAAGGUGUACGACCUCACCAAGUUUCUGGAAGAGCAUCCUGGUGGGGAAGAAGUCCUAAGGGAACAAGCUGGGGGUGAUGCUACUGAGAACUUUGAGGAUGUUGGACACUCUACUGAUGCAAGAGAACUGUCUAAAACAUACAUCAUUGGGGAGCUCCAUCCAGAUGAUAGAUCAAAGCUAGCCAAGCCUUCGGAAACUCUCAUUACUACUGUUGAGUCUAAUUCCAGUUGGUGGACCAACUGGGUGAUUCCAGCCAUCUCUGCCCUGGCCGUGGCCCUGAUGUACCGCAUCUACAUGGCAGAAGACUGACUGCCUCUCUGAAGCCAAGGAAAGAAAAGACUUCCCUGGACACGGGAAAAAAGAAGCCAGUGUUAAUCACUUCCACUGAGAGAAACCUUCACCUGAGAAAAUAAUUGUAAUAUAUCUGUUUCCCUCUCCUCCUAUAUUAGGAAACUAAAGAAAAAAAAAAAAAAAAAAAAAGAACUCUUUCUACCCUUAAACUUUUCAAAUGUGCCUUUUUCGUCAUCAGUUUUAUUUUGAUGUUUCUUCACUACAUAAUUUACUUAUUGUAAGCAUGAUCUUUUAAAAAUAUAUCUGGCUUUUAAAAUACA
Messenger RNA from Nannospalax galili (Upper Galilee mountains blind mole rat), 816 nucleotides. Its product is annotated as cytochrome b5. NCBI's taxonomy places the organism in Eukaryota, Metazoa, Chordata, Mammalia, Rodentia, Spalacidae. The coding region runs from base 110 to 514 and encodes 134 amino acids. The record is from RefSeq and is a predicted model, not a curated record. Gene Ontology annotation, molecular function: heme binding. Gene Ontology annotation, cellular component: mitochondrial outer membrane; intracellular membrane-bounded organelle. The transcript has 5 exons.